Pichia membranifaciens NRRL Y-2026 is the source of this 648-nucleotide messenger RNA. RefSeq lists its product as hypothetical. The transcript has a single exon. The coding region runs from base 1 to 648 and encodes 215 amino acids. Gene Ontology annotation, molecular function: protein phosphatase inhibitor activity. Gene Ontology annotation, biological process: regulation of signal transduction. The record is from RefSeq and is a predicted model, not a curated record. Lineage: Eukaryota; Fungi; Ascomycota; Pichiomycetes; Pichiales; Pichiaceae.
AUGCCGAAAGGAAUAUUGAAGAACGCCCACACGGACGCCGCGUACCGCACGGAGUCGCCGAACGAGCUGGACCGCGAGAAGGCCGUGUUCGACAGACAGAAGGUGAUCGAGAACACGAGACUGAACGCCCAGCUGUCGCACGCCAAGGGCGUUCCCGGGCUGCAGCACAUCGAGCAGAAGAAGCAGCGGGGGGAGGCCUUGAGCGAGGAGGAACAGUUGCGCUGGGACGAGCGCAACUUGCUUGUGAACGAGAUGGAGAAGAGCGCCACCAUGAAGAUCGACGAGCCCAAGACGCCCUACGAGGGCGGCUUCGACCCGAACAACGACUACUACCGCACCGACAACGAGGCGGACGACGGCGCCGACGGCGCCGACGCCCGUGACGACCCCUUCGACCUCGGAGAAGGGCUGGACGACGCCGACGACGUCCAGCGGGGCCACAUCGACGUUGUUGCCGGCGACCCGCCCCACCCAGUGCUGGCGGCCGCCGGACCUGCUGAGCCCAGCGCCGACGAGAAGCACCGGCGCUUCGAGGAGAAGCGCAAGCAGCACUACCACCUGAAGGCUGCCCCGUUGAAGGAGCACCACGUCCUCCCCGCCGCCGACGACGACGACGACGACGACGACACUGCCGCCGACCGCCCUUGA